AGGAACCCCGCUCCCUGUAAGGUGCCAAGUUCUUCAACAGACUUUUCAGAUCCUCUUCCACCUGCAGCUGAGCAGAGAGCCAUGAAUCCUGGUUACUCCAGCGAAGCGUCCCCUGGACAGCCUGGGGGUCCCAGAGGCGUUCAGCACAUCGUAGUGAACAUCCCCACUGAGCCCCCCACAGAUUAUCUGGUCUGGUCGCUGUGCAGCUUCGUCUACGCAAACUUCUGCUGCCUUGGAUUGGGGGCUCUCAUCUAUUCUGUCAAGGCCAGAGACCGGAAGGUGGUUGGAGAUCACAGCGAAGCCAGGCGUCACGCCUCCUGCGCUCGCAUUUUCAACAUCGUGGCCCUGACCCUGACGUCUCUGAUUCUCUCCAUCAUCAUCAUUGGGCAGAUUGCCACGGGUGUGAAAGUGGCACAACUUAGAAGGCAGACAGACUAUUGGAGAGGCAAUUAACCAUCUUUCGUAAUGUUUGAGGUUUUUGUCCAGCGUGGUUGUUCUGGUUUUACUCUGACAUCAAAAUGAAACUGUUUUGCAAUAAUGCUGGUGGAAAAGCCUAAAGCGGCGAAGAAGCGCUUCGUUUCUGUCAAGUUUGCUUGUCAACCAAACGGCAAAAUGUGUCCCAGCUCACAUGAAUAAAAAGCUUGCUUCACAAUAAUAAAAAACAUCCGACUCUGAGCUCUCUAAACCACA
Molecule: messenger RNA, 690 nt
Organism: Xiphophorus hellerii (green swordtail)
Lineage: Eukaryota; Metazoa; Chordata; Actinopteri; Cyprinodontiformes; Poeciliidae
Product: dispanin subfamily A member 2b-like
Exons: 2
Coding region: 82-453 (123 amino acids)
Cellular component (GO): plasma membrane
Source: RefSeq, a predicted model, not a curated record